AUGAGAAAGAACUCGUUGCUACCUAAUUUCUAUGCCUUUAUUUUGAAAUUAAGUCAUAACUUAAGUCGUUUUAAAAAUCUUCAUCAGCAUUGCAUUUUUUCAAUUAAGGCGAAUGUUAUGGGCUUACUUGAGAGAUGUUUAGAAAGUAAAGCCAUGUUAAAGCUCCAAAUGGUCUUAGAAAGCAUUGAAAAUAAUAACAAAAAAAGAACAAAAUUAACUCAAUCAAGUAAUUUUCUUCUUCAUGAUUAUUAUUAUUAUGAGAAUUUUAUUGCUUGA
Molecule: messenger RNA, 276 nt
Organism: Clunio marinus
Lineage: Eukaryota; Metazoa; Arthropoda; Insecta; Diptera; Chironomidae
Source: the annotation of a GenBank genome assembly